This is a messenger RNA of Sander lucioperca (pikeperch), 1264 nucleotides long. RefSeq names its product pro-opiomelanocortin-like. Gene Ontology annotation, cellular component: extracellular region. The coding region runs from base 107 to 787 and encodes 226 amino acids. Gene Ontology annotation, molecular function: neuropeptide hormone activity. The transcript is spliced from 3 exons. Gene Ontology annotation, biological process: neuropeptide signaling pathway. Lineage: Eukaryota; Metazoa; Chordata; Actinopteri; Perciformes; Percidae. The record is from RefSeq and is a predicted model, not a curated record.
CUGGGUCAGUUGGAGGAACAAAAGUGGAGAGGAACAACAGAAAGCUCUGUCCAACGGCCAAACGACAAGAAAACAGCUGAGAGAAAGAGACAAGACAGCGUGGGGAAUGUGUCCUGUGUGGCUAUUGGUCGCUGUGGCGAUGGUGGGCGUGGCCAGAGGAGCUGCCACCCAGUGCUGGGAACUUCCGAGCUGUCAGGAGGUGAACUCUGAGAGCAGCAUACUGGAGUGUAUCCAGCUCUGUCGCUCCGCCCUCACCGCCGAAAGGCCUGUCAUCCCGGGUGAUGCCCACCUCCAGCCUCCUCCUCCAGACACUGAGUCUCUGCCUCCCCUCUCUCUUUUAUCUCCCUCCUCCUCCUUCCUCUCCUCUCCUCAGGCCAAGCGCUCCUACUCCAUGGAGCACUUUCGCUGGGGGAAGCCCGUUGGGCGAAAGCGCCGCCCGGUCAAAGUCUUCGCCUCCAACGGCGUGGAAGAAGAGUCCGCCGAGCUGUUCCCCAAAGAGAUGAGGAGGCGGGAACUUGCCGACAAGAUGACAGCGAUGGAGGAGGAGGGAGAGGAGGAGAGGGUGCAGGAGGUGGCGGAAGAGGAGCAGGACCAGCUCCCGGGCGACGUCCACGAGAAGAAAGACGGCACGUACAAGAUGAAGCACUUCCGCUGGGGCAGCCCGCCGACCAGCAAGCGCUACGGCGGCUUCAUGAAGAGCUGGGACGAGCGCGGCCAGAGGCCGCUGCUCACGCUCUUCAAAAAUGUCAUCAACAAAGACGGACGGCAGCAGGAGAGCGAGCAGUGAGGGAGGACAGAAGAGAGAGAGGGAGGAGACAGACAGAAGAGGAGCACACGGAUUGGCCAACAAGUCCUCCAAACUGAAUACAAAGUUGUUUGUUAUUGCCUUCAAAGUAUGACCCAUGUGAGCGUUUUCUGCUCAAUGGUGUCUAACCCUAACCCUAACCCUAGCCCCCAAUGUCGACUUCAAGGCAGCACUGCGACUGUCGACUUCAAGGCACCUAACCCUAACCUUAACCCUAACCCUAACCCUAACCAUUGCCUAAUCCUAGUACCUUCCAGGCAGCGCUGCCUGGAAGACGACGUUGGGGGCUUAAAACACCUAACACCGUGUUUUCUGACUCCCCUAUCGGCAGGCAACCCUGUCUCCUAGAGAUUACAUUUAUAUGUUAUGCAUCAAUUAUUGCCGAUUAAUUAUAAUUAAUCGGCAGAUUAUUGCCUUAAUUGUGUGGAGAAAAAAAAUGUCCAUCCCUUUUUUUUCCAG